AUGAGCAAACACCCAAUACAGAAUUAUCAAAUUUUAAAGGUCAUUGGCAAAGGAGCAUUUGCUAUUGUCUAUUAAGCCUAGCACAUAAAAACAAAAGAAAUUGUUGCUAUCAAAUAAAUCAAUAUAGAUAUGGAGGAAGGGCUCCACAAAUAGAAAAUGCUUGAAUUGUUCCAUUCAGAAAUUCAAAUAAUGAAAUCGAUAAAACAUAAAAAUAUAGUUGAAUUGAAAGAAGUCUAACAAAGCCCAGAUUCCAUCAAUAUGAUAUUAGAAUACUGUGCUUAAGGAGACUUAGAAAAGUAUAUCAAAAAGAAUUCUCUCAAAAACAGAUUGCCUGAAUCAGAAGCAAAACCGAUUAUACUUCAAUUAAUCGAUGCCAUGAAAAUGUUACGUUUAAAAAAUGUCGUUCAUCGUGAUCUCAAAUUAGCAAAUAUACUAAUAAAUGAAUAGAUGUAAAUUAAACUAGGGGAUUUUGGAUUUGCUAAAUCGCUAAUCAACACGGAACUCCUGGAAUCCUACUGUGGCACCCCUAUCACAAUGGCUCCAGAAAUACUAAAAAAAUCUAAUUCGUACGAUCAUAAAUGUGAUAUCUGGUCACUAGGAGUGAUGAUCUUUCAAAUUCUGUUUGGCUAACCUCCAUUUGUGCCAUAAAAAGGAACAGUGCAGGACUUACUCAUAGCAAUUUAAACUUCUAAACUGUAAUUCCCAUAACACAUCUCAGUUUCUGCAGAAUGUAAGGAUAUUCUAAGGAAAAUGUUGGUAGAAGAUCCAAAACUUAGAAUUAGUUUUGAAGAUUUAUUUAGACACCCAUGGUGUUAUUUAGAAAAGAUUGAUCUUGAGUAGUCCUUCUUAAAGGUUAAUAUUCCUUAACAUUAAGAAUUUAUAGGCAAUCUCCAUUUUUCUAUGAAUUAAUACAAAUAACAAUUGAAUUAGAUUGUGUAAAUUAUUUCAUCAAUUGAAAAUAAAUACAAAGAUCUAACUUAAUUUUGUAUAAGAUUUAAGAAUGUUCUAAAUGGUGCUUUCACUAGUUUUUAUCUGAAAAUCUAUUACUCAAACUAAAAUGUCAUCAUAAAACUUCCUGAGAACUAUAAAUACUUUAACUAUAGACAAGAAUUACUAUUGUUUUUAAUUAACAUCUAUGAGGUAGCACUAUAGAAUGAUAUCAACAUUUCGGAAUUUCUAAAUUUGAACAUUUUUGAAUUCCAAAUUAGCAAUUAGUUGGAAAUUCGUUAUGAAGAUUAUUCAGUGAGUCUUUUGGAUGAACUCAAGAAUUUUAAGUAGGGCAAUGAAAAAAAUUGCUAGAUGUUGCAAUUUUAGGAUGAAAAUGAAAAUAAAAAUAAGGUUUUAAAUUCUGAUUUGUGGAUCCUAAAAGAAUACAUAAACGAAAGAUAUAAAAAUUGA
Messenger RNA from Paramecium tetraurelia, 1398 nucleotides. RefSeq lists its product as uncharacterized. Gene Ontology annotation, cellular component: autophagosome; cytoplasm. The transcript is spliced from 4 exons. The record is from RefSeq and is a predicted model, not a curated record. NCBI's taxonomy places the organism in Eukaryota, Ciliophora, Oligohymenophorea, Peniculida, Parameciidae. Gene Ontology annotation, molecular function: ATP binding; protein serine/threonine kinase activity. Gene Ontology annotation, biological process: autophagosome organization; autophagy; peptidyl-serine phosphorylation.